CCGAGCAAGCAAGCAAGCAAACUGGUUUGGUUUUGUGGGGCUUGCACCACUGCAUCGCUCCAUCGGCGAGGCAGUCCAAUUUAUGCAUUACGGCUAUGUAGGCACUACACGAUAUCAAAACUCUCUGCGCCCGGGCCUUACAACUCCAUUUACCAUCUCCGUUACAAUAUUAUCAGAAUUUCGCAAGUGCCUACAAGAACUAAAUUUGCUGUAACCAACGUCCACAUUUGGCUAUGGCCGAAGGAAAUGGGGAAAUAAAAAUGGAAGAGAAGCAGUCGAAGGAGGAAAUGGAAUAUACAGAACGGACAGAAGAUUAUACAAAACUAAUCCAAUAUGGACUAGAUGAAAAAGUGGCUGCCAAACUCGAUGAAAUUUACAAGACAGGAAAACUGGCACAUGUGGAUUUGGAUGAAAGGGCAUUGGAUGCAUUGAAGGAAUUUCCAGUUGAAGGAGCUUUAAAUGUACUCACACAAUUCCUUGAAUCGAAUUUAGAACAUGUGUCUAACAAAUCAGCAUUUCUUUGUGGCGUAAUGAAAACAUAUAGGCAAAAAAGUCGUGCUGGUCAAGGUACUGGUACAAGUACAACAUCUAAGGCACCUGAUGAGGAUAAAAUCAAGAUGAUACUUGAAAGAACUGGUUAUCCAUUGGAUGUAACAACAGGACAAAGAAAAUAUGGCGGACCGCCACCAAAUUGGGAGGGCCCGACUCCAGGAACUGGUUGUGAAGUGUUUUGUGGUAAAAUCCCAAAAGAUAUGUAUGAAGAUGAAUUAAUACCAUUGUUCGAAAAAUGUGGGAAAAUUUGGGAUUUGAGACUGAUGAUGGAUCCUAUGUCAGGUUGCAACAGGGGAUACGCAUUUAUCACUUUCACUAACAGGGAUGCUGCUCAAUUGGCUGUCCGUGAGCUCGAUAAUCACGAAAUAAAACCCGGCAAGAAUCUGAAAGUAAACAUUAGCGUUCCUAAUCUACGACUUUUCGUGGGGAACAUACCAAAGUCAAAAGGCAAAGAGGAGAUCCUGGAGGAAUUUGGUAAAUUAACAGCGGGCCUGACCGAGGUGAUUAUCUACAGUUCACCAGAUGACAAAAAGAAGAACAGAGGUUUCUGCUUUCUAGAAUAUGAAUCUCAUAAAGCAGCCUCAUUAGCUAAACGAAGACUAAGCACUGGUCGCAUCAAGGUCUGGGGCUGUGAUAUCAUAGUUGAUUGGGCUGAUCCACAGGAAGAGCCUGAUGAAUUAACAAUGUCCAAAGUUCGAGUGUUAUAUGUAAAAAAUUUAACGCAAGAUUGUUCAGAAGAAAAGUUAAAAGAAUGUUUCGAGCAAUAUGGAAAAAUUGAAAGAGUUAAGAAAAUUAAGGACUACGCUUUUGUGCAUUUUGAAGACAGGGAUAAUGCUGUAAAGGCAAUGAACGAGUUAAAUGGUAUAGAAAUUGGUGGUUCGCGUAUAGAAAUUUCACUAGCUAAGCCUCCAUCUGAUAAAAAGAAGAAAGAAGAGAUUCUUCGAGCAAGGGAAAGAAGAAUGAUGCAAUCAUUGCAAAGUCGUGGCGGAGGGUCUCCAUCCCAUCCAGGCAUGAUGGGAGGCCCAAUGCCAGUUCGUGGUCCUGGACAAGGUCCUAGAGGCACUGGUGCAGGUAUGCGUGGACAAAUGGGACGAGGCGAUUAUGAUUAUGAUUACGACUAUUACGGUUAUGGGGAUUAUCGAGGUGGCUACAGUGAUCCAUAUUACGAUGACUAUUUUCGAUACGAAGAUUGCUAUUUCGAUUAUGCGCCGCCUCCGCCACCUGCCAGAGGGAGAGGCAGGCAGCCUCAACCGGCUGGGCGUGGGCGUGGAGUAGUGCCACGUGGCCGAAUCGGUGGCCCGCAAACCCGUGGGCCGGUCAGGGGGGGACGCAACCCCGCAGCUACAGGGGCCCGUGGGGUCCAGCGGCUGGCCGCUCGUGGGGGGGUCCGCGCCAAGGGAAGUUUACCAGGUGAGGAUGCAGGUAAACGAAAAUUUGACGGGGGUCACCAGAACCAGGGGGAAUCUAAACGUCGCUUCCAGAGCAACUGGGGAAACCAACCCCUCGCCCAACAACCACUGGGCAAUGCGUACGGAUUGGCGAGUGUGAAUGGUGGCAGUGGUGGUGGUGGCGGUGACAUAGGAUUUGGAGGAAGAUCUGCAGCGCUCGGCGGCGUUUCUGGCGAUGAUCACGAAUGGUAUCAAGACUCAUAUCAAUCGUGGAGCUAACUUCUGCGUGUAUGUGAGUGAAUACACACGAACAUACGUAUAUUGAUAUAAACAAAAAAAAAA
This is a messenger RNA of Vespa mandarinia (Asian giant hornet), 2282 nucleotides long. RefSeq names its product synaptotagmin binding cytoplasmic RNA interacting protein (gene Syp). The record is from RefSeq and is a predicted model, not a curated record. Gene Ontology annotation, molecular function: RNA binding. NCBI's taxonomy places the organism in Eukaryota, Metazoa, Arthropoda, Insecta, Hymenoptera, Vespidae.